Messenger RNA from Colletotrichum phormii, 1388 nucleotides. RefSeq lists its product as uncharacterized. The transcript has a single exon. Lineage: Eukaryota; Fungi; Ascomycota; Sordariomycetes; Glomerellales; Glomerellaceae. The record is from RefSeq and is a predicted model, not a curated record. Bases 258 to 1328 code for a protein of 356 amino acids. Gene Ontology annotation, molecular function: nucleotide binding.
GGUAAACGCAGUUCCGCUUUGAUGCCAAGCCGGUUAUUCAAUGUCGCGGGACUCUGAUAUAUAGAAAACUGAGGUUUGCUCCAUUGCAGUCCAUGAGUAGGGUGGAGCAAGGCUCCUGCGUCCUGUACUUGAGAGAAUUCUGACUCGGCUUAUUGCUCAAGUUCUCAACCUUGCCAACUUGAACUCUCAUCGUGCGUGUUUCACUACUUUUGAGUAGGAUAUCCAUCAAGUCUUUGCCAAUCAUCAAUUGUCCUAAUAUGACGAGCCACCAAGACAGAAUCUCUUUUGCGAGUAUCGGCACAGGUCUGAUUGGCCCGAGACAUGCCAGAACAGUCGUCCAGAGCUCCGAGGCGGAGCUUGUCGCCGUGGUCGAUCCCGCGCCAGCUGGAGCUCAACUGGCAGCUGAGUUGAAUGUAGCACACUACACCUCUGUUGGCGACCUUCUGCAAUCGGAACAUGUGCCUCAAGCCGCAAUUGUUUGCACCCCGAACCACACACAUGUCGCCGUUUCGAAGCAGCUUUCCUCGGGAGGGGUCCAUGUGCUCGUGGAGAAGCCCAUCAGCUCCGAUAUCCCGAGUGGCACCGAGCUACUGAGUCAUCUCCAAACCACCGAAGUCAAGACACUCGUAGGGCAUCAUCGACGAUUCAAUCCCUACAUCAUCAGUACCAAAAAAGUACUCGAUUCUGGAGCUCUAGGCAAGAUCAUGGCCAUCAACGGGCUCUGGACCACCUACAAGCCGGGCGAUUACUUCGAGGCCCCUACCGAAUGGAGGCAGGGAAAAGACGGAGGAGUCAUCUUGAUCAAUGCAAUCCACGAAAUCGACCUGCUUCAUCAUCUUUUAGGGCCAAUCACCAGAGUCCAUGCGGAAAAGACUGCAUCGCAGCGAGGUCAUGAAGCCGAAGAAGGUGCGGCCCUCACACUUCGAUUCAAAUCAGGUGCUGUCGGGACGUUCCUCAUCUCGGACAACGUCCCAUCGCCCUACAACUUUGAGGCGGGGACGGGCGAGAAUCCUCUGGUUCCCAAGACGGGACAGAACUUUUACCAAAUAUUUGGCUCCGAGGGAACACUCAGCGUGCCUGACUUGUCGAUAUGGUCGUACAAGGGCACGAAUAAGUCGUGGCAUUCCGAGAUGGCGAAAGAGAAGUUGGCGGUAGAAGAUGGAAUCCCGUUUGAACUGCAGCUUGCGCAUUUCUGCCGUGUGAUCCAAGGCAAAGAAUCACCCAGCUGCUCGCCGCAGGCAGGUCUUGCUGCACUGAUUGUUUGCCAAGCAAUCAAGGAGGCGUUGGGAGCAAACAGUACCGUUGAGAUUCCGGACUAUGAUUUGUAGGUCUCUUCUUGGCUCAGUGGCUUAGCUGCAAGAGGUAGUUAAGGCCCUGAUCUCCUCGCG